Molecule: messenger RNA, 1374 nt
Organism: Rhipicephalus sanguineus (brown dog tick)
Lineage: Eukaryota; Metazoa; Arthropoda; Arachnida; Ixodida; Ixodidae
Product: calcium-activated chloride channel regulator 1
Exons: 8
Coding region: 1-1374 (457 amino acids)
Source: RefSeq, a predicted model, not a curated record
AUGGCCAGUUCUGCGAUUCAAGCGAAGGAACGCGUACGCACAACCGUAACUGCUCCCAACAAGCAGAACGCAAUCUGCAAGAAGAGGUCCACGUGGGAAGUCAUCAGCGAGAACGAAGACUUCAAAGGCCUUUCAAGGCCAGACAUGUCCAAGCACAUCGAGGUUUCAUUCGAAGAGACGCAGCAGAGAGAGGAUCUACCCCAGCGGGUUGUCUUGGUUCUUGACGUCUCGGGCAGCAUGGACGACAUGAAUCGGUUGACGUUCCUGAAAGAGGCAGCGACCCGAUACAUCCAGGAUAUUGCGGAUGGCUCGAAACGGCUGGCUAUAGUUACGUUCAGUACGACAGGAACCGUCCACCACACUAUGAUGCCAGUAAACGUCAACACCAGGCAGGGUUUUUUGAAUGCGGUCAAGCAGUUGCAGACGAUCGGGUGGACGUGCAUUGAAAACGAGACGCCCUCAUUAAAAGACGUUCUGCCAGAGUUGAUGGCAGCCAAGGUGGAAGUGAGCACGAUGGCGCUGGGGGCAUCAGCCGAUAGUCAGAUUGAAAAGUUGGCAACACUCAGCGGCGGAAAAGCGUUCUUCUUUGAAGACCUCCAGGGAAACACGGCGGUCGCCAUGGAGACAGCCUUCGUGGAAAGCACCACCACGCAGGCCGCCGCAGACAAGGAUUACAUCAGGCUCAAAGAUGUCGAAAAGACUUUGACGACCAAAUUGGAGGAACAGUUCAUGCUCGAAGCAUCUCUGGGUAACAACACCGUCGUCAUCGUUGACCAAGUGAGUUCCACAUCCACUGACAUCUCAGUGACCCUCAUCGAUCCCCGCGGUCAAAAAUGCAAGAUGUGCGUAGAAAUUGGGGACAAGAAAACCAAGAAAGUCAUCAUACCCAGCCCGGCGCAGCCUGGCGUGUGGACGAUUCGCGUGGAGAGCUCCAUCUCGCAAAAGGCCGAGGUAAACAUCCAAGUCAAGUCCCAAGGCAAGGAUCCCAACAGCGAGCCGAUUCGAGUCGACUGUCGAAUGGGUAGCCUGCAAGUUGGGAAGCCUAACGAAGCCAUCAUAUACGCCAACGUGUACAAGGGCAAGAAGAUUGUCCUCGACGCCACGGUGGUUGCCGAGGUGACUGGCCCCAACCCACCACACAAGUCUACGGUACCACUUCACGACGACGGUCGCGAACCCGACAUCGAAGCCAAUGAUGGAACUUACAGCGGGUACUUUGUCCAGUUCACUGGCAAAGGCAGGUACACCGUCACGGCUCACGUUUCGAGCGAUCACAGGGCCCGAGUGAGCGAUCCGAAGAUUGGCUCCGGUAGCUUCUACAGCACCACUAUGUUUUCCCUGUCAUCUGGUAAGCGGCGCUCAUGCAUCCAUUGA